Portunus trituberculatus (swimming crab) is the source of this 8652-nucleotide messenger RNA. RefSeq lists its product as uncharacterized. The coding region runs from base 185 to 7663 and encodes 2492 amino acids. The record is from RefSeq and is a predicted model, not a curated record. The transcript has 12 exons. Lineage: Eukaryota; Metazoa; Arthropoda; Malacostraca; Decapoda; Portunidae.
GGCAACAAGAGAAGCGGUUUGUUUACAUCAACACGUGCGAGACGGCGGCUGCUGGGCGCACCAGGAGCAGCAGCAGGCGAGUGUUGCACUGCCUGGUUCCGGGAACACGACCGUAGACAGAUCCUUCCUCUCCUCCUUCACGAAGACUGAAUUAUUGUUUCCUGUGGCUAGAGAAUAAACAUCAAUGAAGACCCUUACAAAGAAGCUGAGCAGCUGUGUCCUGUCAGAGGACCAGUUGUUGCUUCUAGUGGAGAACCAUACUAUUAAAAAGCAAAAGAAGUGUGAUCUACCAUGGGUGGAGGUGGUCAAGCGGCUGCUGACUAGAGCAGCAGAUGAAGACAAUGGAGUGCUGUUUCAAAAUACUUCCACUAUUAUAAGAGUUCACCUGAAUGAAGUAGUGAGGAAUGGUCUAAAGAAUCCCAGUAAGCUUGGCCAGAAGUACUCAGACAUCCUCAACAGUUUGCUGACUCAUUUGCACCUCACCUUGGAGGACAAAAAUUUGCAGGUGGUGGAGAUGUACACAUUGUUAUCCCUGAUCCUUGCUGCUGUCAUUGAUUUGAGUAUUGCAUCAUAUAAGAAAGGCAACGAAGCAUCUUUGGUGGCUAAGAUCUUCAUGAAACUGACUAUGAUUUUUGGUCAUUCCGAAGAGCUGCUUCUUGAUGCUAUCCUCCACUGCAGGACUCUUAUUCACCCUCGUUCACGGCAGCCUUUAGUACAAGUCCCGCUUAUCAAGCGUUUAUUUUCAUCAAUCAGGCUUGGACAAACCAUGGAUCCAGUCUUGUAUUUGAAGUAUUUACUGCUGGGCAAACUGUGGCUCUUCAUGACAGAAAAAAGGAACUUCUAUGAAGCUAGGUAUUCUGUGGCAUCUCUGCCAGUUUUUCUUGCCCUUCCAACUGCUAACUCUGCACAAGACCCUUAUCUGUCCUUAUAUGGAUUGGGGAAAACAAGGAUGUACAUCGCCAAGGUGCUGAAGCUUCCUGAUAACGUACCUGAUUGGGCAGCAGAGGAGAAAGUACCAUGGCUUGGUUUGUCCAAGUGGAGCACUCGUCUUGUACUGAAAAGCAUGACUCUUCUUGGGGCACUUCAGACUUUCUAUGGAGACUGGUAUAAAGAGAUCAAAGUGUGUGGUGAUUACCAGGUUAAGAGAGAAAGAAAACCAAAGGUUGGCUCAUCAAAAUCUAAUAAUAAUAAAGCAAUGGCUGGAAAAGUUAAAACAAAAGACUGUAAAGAGUUUCAUAGACCUCCAUUUUCAGAGAAGAGCAGUGAUGAAGAUGUGAAACUGGAACUUGAGAUUGUAAAUGUAGUUAGUGAUAUUACUGAUGAAGAGUCUCAACCAUGCAACUCCAGGAUUAAUGAAAGUAAUAGAAAGCAGAAAAAGAAAAGGAAAUUCAAAGAAGUUCUUCCUUCAAAGGAAAAGAAAAGAAAGCUGCAAGACUAUGAGGAGGAAGAAAAUGAACUUCCUGCUGUGAAUAAAAGUGUAUCUCUUACAAAGACCAAAUCUGGACUCUCUAAAUCCUCAAAGAAUAAGAAUAUUUGUAGGCAAAAGGAAACAGGCAACACUUGUUAUAAGCUUACUGAAGAUUCACCAGAAGUGCCAAUUUCACCCAUCAAUAGUGAGGAAAGUAUGAAAAAAGAUAAUGAAAUAGUAGACAGAAAUAACCAUGUUGCUGAUGGAGAAAGUCCAUUUGGUAACAAAAGUGUUAAGAAGAAAGGAACAAAGAGAAAAUCAGUGGAGGCUGUGGAGCAGAAAUCAAAGAAAGGAAAACUUGAAAACUAUAAAGAGGACAAAGAAAUAGAUGCAGCUUUAACAAAUAAAGCAGAAAAGAAAAAAAUGAAGAAGAAAAGUAAAAAAACUACCAAAACCAUGACUGGAAGUUCAAACAAAAACAGUGAAGAACAUGCUCAUCAUGGUAAAGCAGAUGAAUCAGAUGUCUUGCCAGACACUGAACACACUCUUGAAGACAUCAACUUCAGUCCUCCAGUUGAAGAAAAACUAAAGACUUUAGAGAAAGCAACCAAGAAGAGAUCUAGAAAAAUACCUAUAUUUACAUCGAUGGACAAAGAAGACAUGAGAGAUGAGACUAAAAAGAAUAGCUGCCUGUUUGAUGAGGUUUGUGAAUUUUCUGGUGAUGCAUCCUCCUUGGUAGCCUCAAAUAGAACACAGGGAAGGAAAAGCUCAAGAAGACAAAAACUUUUUAAGAAGCAAAAAAGAAUAAUAAAAAGCAUGACUUUUACAGUGACUGAAUUAGAAGAGAAAAGAGACAGGUUAGUUGUACAAGAAUUUGAGAAUAAUAACAACAAUAGUAUUGGAAAGCUAAGUGAAAAUGAAGACCCUGAGAUUAAAGCAGCAAAUAUUAUAACGGCAGAAGAACAAGUCAUAGGCAGUGAGAAAAAGGCAAACUUUGACUCUCAUGAAGAAAUUACUUGUAAUGAUACCUCUGCAACUGAGUUUCUCAGAGUGCACAGUGUGAAUGCUGAUCCAUGUGGCAACAGCUCAGAAGACAGUAGUGAUUAUGACCGAAGUAAUGGCGAUGAGGACAAUGAUUUGGAACAUAGCAAAGUUCGAUUAGAAUUAAAGAAUUCAACAGAGUGUAAGAAAGAGGAAGAGAAUUUGAUUAAUGGGAGCAAUGCAAAGAAUCAGGCUAUUCAUAAGGAUGACAAUGAGUACACUGAUGAAUCAAAAAGCAUUAGUGAUUGCACUGAUGAGACUGACAAGGGGACACUUUUGGAAGUAAGAUCUAAGGUAACUGAGACACCAGAAAAUGACAUCAGGAAAAUACAACAGAAUGAUUCUUUUGUGACUGAAAGUGAUGCAGAUGUCAGUAGUGAAGAAAUCCAGUUAGAAGGUGAAAAUUCUGAAGAUAAUGUUAUUGUUGAUGUUGUCAAUGGUAAUGAAAACAGUGAUGGUGAGUUAGUUCUUGAAAGUGGACCAGAUGAUAUGAAGAAUGACUGUGAUAAUAUUCUUAGCACAAAUGAUGGAAGUGAUACAUUUAGAAAAGAUAAUGAAAUACCUAGCAAUGCAUCAAAACUGCUGGACAAGGAAUCUUAUGGCAAUACUGAAGAAUAUGAAAAGUUAAAUGAUGAGGAAAAUGAUUUAGAAGAUGAAAUCAUCAUCACAAAAUGCAUAAUACUAAGUCAAGAGAGCAAAAAUAUGAAGAUUGACAACAACUCUGGGAAGGAGACAGUUACUCCUACCACUACUGAAAAAGAUGAAGAUGGCAAGGAUACUCAAUUGAUUGAAGAUGUCAAAGAAAUUGAAUAUUGUGGCCACCAUGAUGGACAUAAAGAAGAUUCCAAAAUUUCAAACAAGUUUCAUGAUAUCACAGUUCUUGAAUCUGAAUGUGAAACUAAAAUCAUCAUGGAAAGCAUUUCAAAGACUAAUGACAUAUCUCAGUGUAAUGUAAGAGAUGAUGAAAGUGCUAUUCUCAAGUCACCUGAGUCAGACCAAGCCAUCACUUCUCGUAAAGAGUCCAGUGAAUUGUCUACCAUUGAAGACACCAAAAAUUUUAUUGAGUUAAAAAAGGAGGAAGAAGUGAUAGAGGUUGAGGACUUACUGGAAGAAGUGAAACAGGAAGGGGAGAUUAAAACAUCUCCCAUUAAGAUAUCUUCCAUUAAAAUGUCUCCUAUUAAAACUUCUCCUAUCAAAACAUCUCCCACUGCUGUAGAAGAUACAAGUAUAAUGGCAAAAGCAUCUUCUAUCAAAAUAUCUCCCACUGUUAUAAAAGAUGCAAGCACAAUACCACCCAUUCAACAUUGUAGAAGUACUGAGCAGAGUAAAGAUGUAGUACAAGAUCCUGUCUCUAGAAUGAUGAAUAACUUGUAUAAGUCAAAUACAGUGAAGACAGAAAACAAUGAAAAAGAACAAAGCAGUUCUGAAAUUCAGAACUCCAGUCUUUUCAAUGGGAAUGAAAAUGCAGUAAGUGAUGAUGAUGAUAAUAAAUCUGUGAUUGUGGAUGAAAAUGAAGAAAUUGAAUGUAUGUUGCAAAACAUUGUGAAGGACACUGGCCGGCCAUCAAGUAUUCAUGGUUUGCGAGAAAGACUCCUCAGUGAAUCAUCUGUAAAAGAUGAACAGAAAGAGAACCUAGAUCAUGAUCAAGAUGACAAAGAACCCCUUCAAAACAAUGAAAUGUCCCCAUGUGCUUCCCAAAUUAAAAUUUCUGACUCUUCCAGUCAUCCAUUGCUGGAAACCACAGAAGACAUGAGUAGUAAAUCUGUAACACCUACAGAGAAUCAGGAAGACACUGAUAGCCUAAUAGACACUAUUGUGAAAGAUGAGAGUCGGCUAGCAGAAAUUCGUGAGCUGCGAGAGACACUUUUCUGUAAAGCAUCUGUGUUAGAUGAAAGCAUGGAUAUUUCUGAACAUGAUAAACAUGGUAAAGAACCAGCAAGAAACCAUUGUAACAUUCAAAUUGAGAAAGAUGAAGACAGUUCCCAGAAUUUCCAUCUGGAUGAUAAGCCAUUACCAAAUUUUGAUUCAUCAUCAUCUGAUACUGUUAAGAAAAGCAAAGAUUUAAAGGACAUAUCUUGUACUUUUCAUGUUGAUAAGCAUUUAACUACUGGGAAUGAUUCUAGUAUCCCAAAUGAAAAUGAAGUUCAAAAUACUGAGGAUAAUAGGAGUAAAGUUUCAAGAGACAAGGAUCAAGAGACCAGUGAUAAUAAACAUUGUCAAAAAGCAGAGUAUGACAUUGUUCAGAAUGAUGAGUUUAUGCACAUUACUUCCAAAACUAUAGAGAGAGAAAAUUAUUCAGUUUCCACAGUGGGAAUGAACACAACAGAAGAAGCUUCCUCAAAACCUUUAGACAGUGAAUCAGGAGAGGCAAAUGAACCAGAGGAAUUGUCAGACAUUAAUACAUCAACAGAUGGUAGUCACUCUUUAGUUCUGAAAUUGAGUAACGCAGAAGAAACAGAAUCAGUUAUAGAUGAAUCAAGAGACAAGUGUAUAGAAGGAGCAGACGAAGCCUAUGAAGCAAGCAGUGAUGCCUCGGAGGACCCAGCACCCAGAACUCGCAGGCGAAGCCGUUCUCUGAGAAAGUCAUUUGCUCAAGAGGAGUUGCAAAUGGCUUCUGACUCAGACUCAUCACCAGUGCAAACUUUCUGCCAAAAAGGGUCUGCUGUAGAUGCUGCAGGCCAUCAGAGAUCAAAAAGGAUCAGGAGCCAAAGCUGCUCUUUGGAAAGUGUGCCCUCAGCACUGCAAACCCUAAACAAGUCACAAACUUUAGAAAAAUCUAUAAAUAAGAUAUUCGCUAUAGAGAAAGAGUAUACAUUCGAUGAGACUUUCACAAUGACUGAUAAAGAUACAUCUUAUCUUGAAGCUUCUAUGCCAAAAAACAUAAAUAUCAGUUACAAUGAGAAAAAGGCUCCUAUGGUAUCUAGUGAAAACAAGCAAAAUGUGCUGCCUGUAGAAUCAGAUGAGGCUCCUAUUGUUAAAAGCCAAAAGAAUACUACUAAACCCUCAAUGGAAAUUGUGACUGAGACAACAGAAACUGAUGCAGUGGAAUCAUCUUCCAAUGCAUCAUCACCAAGCUUAAAGAACAAGGAACAGCUUCAUGAAUUGAUCUUACCAAAAAAGGAUAUCUUCCUAUCUUCUGACAGUACACUGACAGAAUCUCCCAACAAACCUUCAAGCCCAUGUAAGCCCAAUUCAGAUGAUACAAGUCAGAUUGAACUGUCUGGUCACAGUAAAGGUGAACUGCCAAGUAAAGUUAUUGAAGAUACAACUGCAGACUCUGAUACAUUACCUAAUAAAGGAGAAACAACCUCCAUCAAACUUGAUGUUCCUUCCAACGAAACAUGUAAAUCCCAAGAACAUGAAAUAUUAACUAGGGUACAUAAUUCAAUAUCAGAGGAAGAGAACUUAAAAUCUUUGGAUGUAAUGAAAGAUUUGGAAAAUCAAGAGGCUCUGUCUGAAAUCCCCAGGAUAGAAGAACGUGAUGCAAGUGACAAGACUGAGUCUAUUGAGGACAUAAAAAGUGAAACUGAGCAUGAAAUUAGAAAAAGUGCUGAAGGUAUUCAGGUCACAGAAAGUAAAAUUCAACAAGAAGAAAUUGUAAAAGAAAUUGGAUCUUUUAAAAAUUUGGGAAAUGGAAUAGAUGAUGAAGAAAUUAGACAAGAAGUUGAUCAAUCGCAAAAACAUAUUGAUGAUGAAUUGAACCUAGAAAUGGGUGAAGGAAUUUAUGAAGGUGAAGAAAUAGAAGUUCUGUCCACAUCAGGAACUGAUGAAGAGGAUGAAAAAGAAACUGUAGGAACAACAUCAGAGACUUUUGAUAGCACAGAUGUUGAAGCUAGAAAAGCUGGACUCCUAAUCUCUAAGAAAUCCUUGAGGUCUCACAUAAGGCAGCUUCACAUGACAAAUGACGAGAAAGAUGCAGGUAGUGACUCAGAAAGCAAGGAUAGUAGACUUGCUCAGAUUCCAGUGGGCAAAGCUCAGUGUUUAUCUCAGGUAGCUCUUACAAAAGAAGUGCUCAUCAGUCCUGAUGUUAGUGAUGAGGAAUGUGAGCUUGUCUCAAUAGGAGUAGAUCUUAGUGAUUCCAAAGUCCCUGUUGAGGAGGUUACCUUAGAUGACAAUACUUCUCAAAAGGAUGUCUCUCUGUGUUUCUCCAACCUUAAUAUGCAGAAAAGUAAUGGAGGUAUCAACUCACCUCAUAAAACCAUACCAGAAGAACAAGAUGAAACUGCUAUUCCUAAAGGCUCAUCAGAACAUUGUUCUAAAGCACCUACAUUUCAAAGAAGUGAAACUUUGACUAUUCCAUCUUCAUUAUGUAUCCCAGAUACAGAGAAGCCUGAUAACAGAAAGAAAAGCAGUAGGAGGUCCUCUCGGGGAGCAGCGGCUGACUGUGCAUCUUAUUCCAUACAAACUCUAGAAGAACCAAAGACAGCCAAGAGUCAUAUGAAGUCAUUCAAUACCCUUAGCAGUAUUCAGAAAGAUCAUGAAAGUAGACCAGACACAUCCAAGAAAUUUACUAUUCAAAAUACAUCCCUGAAAAGAACAGAAUCUCUGGUAGAUACAUCUAAAGACACAAAAAGUUUGGCAGACUCACAUGAUUUAGUUUCAGUUUCAUCUCUCUUUACUGACAAAGAAAGUAAGGAUAAAAAAAUGCAGAGUAGUUCACUAAGUAAUGGAGAUUCUAGACAAAAAGAGAUGGAUACCAGUAGAAGAGCUUCCCAAGAAAGAACAUUGCUGUCUUUACAAAAUCAAAACUCAGAACUUUUAUGUGAAGAUUCAGAUCACGUACACAAACCAAAAACAUGUAAAGUUACUAAGCUACAUCCUACGAAGAUUAGUUCACCAGAUGCUUCAGAAAAUGCUGUGUUAAAGGAAGAUAAUGGGAAAGGAAAGAGUUACCUCUUGUCACCAGUACUGGAGGAAUCAUCUGCUUGUGGCAAUCCUGAUUCUCAUACAUUCUUACCUUCAUCAACAUCAUCAUCAUCUACAUCCUCUUCUCAGCUUCCUGUCAGGAGAAGCUCUAGGCUCAGGAAUCAGUCCAGUGGUGCCUCCCCUGUAACAAAGGACUCAAGAAAGACAGACAGCUCUAGUGCCUACUCUGAAAGUGAACAAGAAAUUGAAGGUGAGGACAAUAAUACACCUGUAACUCCUAAGAACUUGAGAAGAAGAAGUGUGCGCUGGAGCACCACCCCUCGGAAGGCAAGGUUGUCGACUGAGUAGAAGUUUUUGUCCUGUGGAGCAUUGUGUUUGUUGUAAAUCCUAAUGCAAAAGUGUAUAGUGGGAUUGUGCAUUUGACUGAAUUUUAAAGAAAAUUAACUUUGCCAAACAUGAAAUUGCCAAGUGCAAAAUUUAGAGCAUGAUAGUGUUGUAGCCAUUUGAUAGUUACACUUUUGCUUAAUUUGUGAUGUAUUAUGUAAGUUUUUUUUAUUUUAUUAUUACCAUUCACUACCAGAAAGCUAAGUACAGAAUAUAUUUGCUAAAACUUAAAUGAGAGUGAAAGCCAUGAAACCAGUAUUAGGUAAUGAAUGUAAGCUUGGAUAAAUUGUGCUUCCUUCAGGUAUGAUUUGUUUGACAUAUUUUUGCUAGAGAAACUAAUGUUUGUUGAAAUAUUAACUCAAAGUAAUGAAACUGCAAAGUAAUGCUAUGUAUAAGAUUAUUCAAUAUACAUAAUGUGUACUGAUGUUCUGUGUGCAUAAAAUUAAACAUGACCUAUUGUUCUUUCCUAUAAAAGUACAAGGACAUAAGGAAAGUUACAAAAAGCUGAUAUAGGGCUAUCCCUAUGUUAAUUGUAUAACUUUAGUUCACCAGUCAUGCUCAUACUUAGAAAAAUAAAGGUAGCAUUUGAUAUGCAUUGCAGAAUAUGAGAUUGAUAAGCCAUAUGGUAUAACUUUUCAUAUUGCAAAUGCAAAUCAGUUUGGCAAUGUCUUUUAGUUUAAAGUUUGUGUUAAUUCUUUACACAAGUUUGUAUAUCAUUUCUUGUUUUGAGACAGUUCAAUCUUUUAUGCUAUUAUUUCAGUGUUGAAAUUCCUUUGUCUAUUAAUAGUAGAUAAUAUCAAAUAUCAGUGUCAUGGGAAAUGUUUUUAUGAAAAUUAUAUAAAAGAAGAAAGAAAACAUUUUUAUACUUAGGUAAAGCUAUCACAAUGUAUUGAAAUUUUAAUGAGUUCAUUAAGCUUACCAUAUUGAUCACUGAAAUAAAAUAAAAAACAUUA